Messenger RNA from Pogona vitticeps (central bearded dragon), 2419 nucleotides. It is a transcript of the gene EARS2, whose product is annotated as glutamyl-tRNA synthetase 2, mitochondrial. Gene Ontology annotation, biological process: glutamyl-tRNA aminoacylation. Gene Ontology annotation, cellular component: mitochondrion. The record is from RefSeq and is a predicted model, not a curated record. Gene Ontology annotation, molecular function: ATP binding; tRNA binding; glutamate-tRNA ligase activity. NCBI's taxonomy places the organism in Eukaryota, Metazoa, Chordata, Lepidosauria, Squamata, Agamidae.
GGUCGGGGCAGGUAGCCAAUCCGAGCAGCCGCCCUCCGGCUCGCAUGUUCUGCGCCUGCGCGGGGGCGCCGGGGCUUCCCGGGGCAGCGGAAAGAAGGCGGCCAUGGCGGCUCCUGCGCGGGUGCGCUUUGCUCCCAGCCCGACCGGGUUUCUCCACCUGGGCGGCCUGCGGACAGCCUUGUAUAACUACCUUUUUGCCAAAAAGCACCAAGGCCGUUUUGUCUUGAGAGUGGAGGACACCGACCAGAGCCGGCUGGUGCCAGGAGCUGCAGAAGGCAUAGAAGAGGCACUGGAGUGGGCCGGCAUUCCACCUGACGAGAGCCCUCGCCGAGGGGGUCCUGCUGCCCCUUAUCAUCAGUCUGAGCGCCUGGGUCUCUACAGAGAAGCCACAGAAUUGCUCCUUAAGAAGGGCGCUGCCUACCACUGCUUCUGCACGCCCCAGCGUCUGGAACUGCUGAAGAAGGAAGCGCUACGCCGCCGGGAGACGCCUCGGUAUGACAACCGAUGCCGGCAUUUGAGUGCCAAACAGGUGGCUGAGAAGCUGUCUCAGGGCACCGACUACGUGGUGCGUUUUCGCCUAGAGAAGAGCUUGGAGCCUUUUUGUGACCUGGUCUACGGCUGGAGCAAGCACGAUGUAGCGACUGUGGAGGGAGAUCCCGUGAUCCUGAAGAGCGACGGCUUCCCGACCUACCACCUGGCGAACGUGGUCGAUGACCACCUCAUGCAGAUCAGCCACGUUCUGCGUGGGGUGGAGUGGCUCAUCUCCACCUCCAAGCACCUCCUCCUCUACAGGGCCUUUGAAUGGGACCCGCCUCGCUUCGGCCAUUUCCCUUUGCUCCUGAACAAAGACGGCAGCAAGCUGUCCAAGAGGCAGGGGGACAUUUUUGUCGAGCAGUUUGCUCAGGACGGCUUCUUGCCCGAGGCCCUGCUGGACCUGAUAACAAACUGCGGCUCGGGAUUUGCAGAGAACCGGAUGGGGAGGACACUGGAGGAGCUGGUGGAGGAGUUUGAUGCAGGCAGACUGGAGAGGCACUCAGCUCUGCUGGACCUUCAGAAGCUUUCUGAGUUCAACAGGCUCCACCUCUCCCGGCGGAUCAGGGACGAGAGCUUGCGGCCAGAUCUUGUGGCAGAGCUGCAGGCUUCUGUGGAGCAGGCCUAUGGCGGCCAGCUGGUGGACCGGGGGGUUCUCGAGAAGAGCUACGUGGAGCAGGUGCUCUUGCUGAGACAGGGCCACGUCAGGCGUCUGAAGGACUUGGUGUCGCCCAGUUAUUCCUUCCUGUGGAUCCGGCCCUCUGUGCCGCCCGAGGAGCUACAAGCCAUGUCAGCCCAGGCGGAGGAGAUCGGAAGGCGGGUCCUCAGGCUGCUGGAGGGUCGGGCGUCGGUCCCGAGCCCCGAAGAGCUGAACGGUGACUUGAGGCAGCUGCAUGCGCAAAUCGGAGGCACCCAGUACAGCCGCAUGAUGAAGCUCCUGCGCCUGGCGCUCAGUGGGCAGCAGGAGGGGCCCAGCGUGGCGGAAAUCAUGGUGUCGUUGGGAUUCCAAGAGGCCUCUGCGCGGAUACGAAGGGCGCUCUGUUGUUGACCAGCUUUUGAGGAGGAAGGAGAGAAGCCACAAUGAGCAAUGGGGGCAGCACCUGGUCCAGAGAGAUCACACCGUUAUGUCGGCUGUUUCCAAACGGAACUGCAACGGAGCGUGUGUGGAGGCCUCCAGAAAGCCUGCAAACGCCCAGUGUGGAAAAGAAGGCACCAGAGAGAGAGAGAGAGAGAGAGCACUGCUUUUGGGAAGCAGGGGGUGGCUUCGGAGACUGGCAGACACUUGCCAAGGGUGGCAUCUACUGCUUUGAGGAUUGCGCAAGACGGUGUUAAUAAAGAAAGGGAACGGCUGCCUUGAUCUACAGAGCCAGUGCAGGUGGUUUCCCUGCAGCUGUGCGGCCACCGUGGUAUCAUGGGGCAUUUAUUUUGGCAUCCGGAUAUUAAUAGGCCAUGGCGGUCUCUGAAUGGCAGGUCCUUUGGGAGGUGCUCCAGGAGGCAGCUGGGAGCCAAGGGGACCUUUGGGGAGGGAGCCCUGUCAUCUUCCUGCCUGAGGUGGAGGGAGCAGAACCCCCUGCAGGCGGCAGGUGUGGCUGUCCGGGGAUGGGGGGGGCAGCGCCUUCUGUCCUGAAAGGGGGAGAGGCAGGAGGCGACCAGCCUGUCGGGGAGGACCCUGCUUCUCUGGACCCCUCCUCAUCUGUCUGUGUGGCUGUUCCUUCCCUUAAGAAAAUGUAGUGGGGGGGGGGAGCCUGUCCCGUCUUUGCAAGCAUUCCUUUGCUCCCUUGAUGACACGUCCCAGAAGUUGACUUUUCUGGACUGCCAGGCUGACAGCAAAUGAGCUGAUAUUGGGGGUCCACACCGUGGCCAGGAGCUUCUAAUAAAUGGCUGCUUU